This is a messenger RNA of Leptinotarsa decemlineata (Colorado potato beetle), 966 nucleotides long. Its product is annotated as m-AAA protease-interacting protein 1, mitochondrial. NCBI's taxonomy places the organism in Eukaryota, Metazoa, Arthropoda, Insecta, Coleoptera, Chrysomelidae. Gene Ontology annotation, molecular function: ribosome binding. Gene Ontology annotation, biological process: protein insertion into mitochondrial inner membrane from matrix. The record is from RefSeq and is a predicted model, not a curated record. Gene Ontology annotation, cellular component: mitochondrial inner membrane.
CAAGUGGCAACCAUGCCUACUUUUUUCCUAAAAUGAACGUUAACCUAGCGGUUCGGAAUCUUCAAAAUUAUUGCAAUUACAAUAGAAUAUUGAAGCCGUUACAAUUGAACAAUGUUUCCAACAUAAGCAAAUGCAGAUGCUCGAUUUUAGCGAAUUCGUCCAGUUUCACAAAUAACAAUCAAAAUGGCAUGUCCCAAAAAAGGUUUUUUUCUGAUGAUAAAAUCAAGCCUCCCUCCAAGUUUCCGCAGCUGAUGCCAGAAACGCCGAUAUUCGUGUGGCCCUCGUUAUUUAAAACAAUCAGGAAUUUCAUUCUGGCCACGUUCAUCAUCAAGCCAUACUUUGAUAAAGAUUUUAACUUGAAGGAUUUUGUAGAUGCUUCAAAGAAGGCUGUAGAGGUAGUAUCAAGAAAACUGUCCGAGGGAGACCUCAAGUCUCUGGAAGGAUUAGUAACCAGCGAUCUGAUUCCCACUCUCCAGAAAACCAUUUCCUUGAUGUCCCUAGCGCAAAGAGAAGAAAUAGCUGUCAACGUUGACGAUAUUUACUUUUCUUUCCCGUACGAGGUGGGAAUAAUGUUCAGUGAUGAAGAGAACUCCAAGCGGUUCGUUGAAAUUACGAUGGUCUACCACAGCCUCAAAGGACUGGCCAGUAUGCGAUCCAGAGGUGAAGAACCCCCUUUGAACAUGGGCCUCUUCCCUGAAUACCAACGUAGGAUAUGUAUUAGCAAUUACAGAUUCACAAGAGAGUUUACGAAAGGGGUGGAUGGAGAUUGGACGGUGAACCUGCUGAACCACGUCAAACCUGGGGAUGAGGAGAGCUGAGAGUGAAAUUUCGUCGCUUUGUUAUUUGUAAGGGCCAAAAAGAUUGUUAUCCUGAUUUUCAAAGUUUUUAUUAGAUGUAAUCGAGUCAUUGAAUUAGGCAGUUAUUGUCGCAUGUGUACUAAUGUCUUCAUUAAAAAAUUACCGAGUU